AGGGGUGGGGGUUGUAUGUGUGGACGAGACUAGACGGACGGGAGGAAGUCGUAUGGUCACAGUACGGCUCUGGCAGGCGGCCCGACAGCAUCUCACCUUUGUGUCUGUGCGCCCUGCUGACCGUCUCCCUUCUCGUCAUGCUGGCGCUGGGUGUGGCCCUCGGGGUGCUCCUGCUCACCUCGGUGUACGCCAAACCGCAACAACGCGCCAUUCCGCUUCGGAUGCCGGACUCGGUUCGCUUUGACAACAUUACCGUCGAACGGGAAGGGCAGGCCCGAGUCCGAGCGUUCCAGGAGACGAGCCGCGCCGGCCAGGGAAUGCGGAGUGUGGUCCGAGUGGGACCAGACGGUCCGCCGCGGACCACGAUGGAGACCAUAGCGGGCCGCCCGGCGCUGCCGAUGCCGACCGUGUUCGGUCCUCCUCCGACCCGACCGGGACCACCCGUGGAGCCCGGACUCCCUCCCAUGACGACCGCCCCCGCACCCUUCCCCACUGAACAGCGUCUCCCCCUGCCGACGAUGGCUGACCUGCCUCCCCUUCCCACCGCUCCCGGCCUGGUGCGUUUUGUCCCGCUGCCCGCCUUUUCGGCGGGGGGGCCUCCCGAGCACAGAGAGUUCUUCGCUAGUAUCCAGAGGAAUAUCGACGAGACCGAGCGGCGGAUAAGGGAAUGGCAGGCUAACUUCUAGAACUAUCUGCGAACAAACGCUCUCCUCGUCUUCAUUGGAAUAUCAGUGCUUACUGCUCCGCGGCAAAUGGGUGUUCAGUGCUUUUGUACAUAUAGUGUUCUGCAACUCGUCGGUAUAUUAUAGCUAUUUAUUUGGGCUGAACUUCGGAACUAUGUGUAUGGUACUUUCAAACAGAGCAUUAGCCAUAAGGCGAUCAUAUUAGUGUUAGGCAAAGAUAUUUAUUUAAGGCAUGCGCUUUAUAUAUUCAAGUGGAAUAUUCAGGCCAAAAACUGUUUGGUAUGGUAUUGACAUUAUCGGAAGUUUUCAAUUGUAGCUGAUGUUUGAGGACGUGUUUCUAAGCGAUCAGCGAAGAACGCAUGAGUUCAUGCACAGUGCACACUGCUGCUAUGUUUCAAAAUUAGUUGCUUUUUUAUCAUACAUAAAACAUAAUUUUCCUUUGCAUUGCCCGUUCAUUUACAAAGAUGGGCGAAACGUCUAAAUACAUAUACCUAAGCGUUACAGCCGAAUGUCAUUUUACGGAAUAUAUUCACUUUAUGGCAGAAGAGAAGUAUUUUUGAAGCAUUAUAUAAAGGGUUAGUUUGGUAUGGUAUUGCUUUCCGUCAAAACUGCUUUUAAGUAGUCCCCCCCACCCCCACAAACACACACCGAAGCCUCCCAAAACUCUUUCUGAUCGGCUAAUUAAGUUUGUUCAGAUAAUUGGUAGUCUGUGGUGAACUGAAAGCGGCUGACUAUUCUUCAGAACACGUUUGCUCCAUAUGGGGCUAUUUUGUAGAGCAAAUUGACUUAGCUGCGACUUGCGAGCAUUUAUUCUGAGAAAGCUGUAUGCUACCGAUAAAAGCAGCUUGUUUGUUUUUCCCCAACAACCACGUCGCAUUUUUCUAUUCAAUGGGGUGUCUUCAGCCCAUCUGCUGUGCGACUUCUUAUGCUUGAGUUCGGAAAAACAUGCCCUUUUGCGUUUCCGCGCGAUGCAUUUUUGUGUGUGUGCAAAAUAUCGCUUUGUUCGAGCUUCAGCCCGCUUCUCAAAUUGUCCCUCUGUGACCAACUGACCCUCAGAAGAUCCCGACUCAAGGUGAAGAAGAGAAAAAAUUGUCUGAAGCUGCUUAUUUUCAUGCAUCACCAAUCAGCAUAGUGCUGAAAAAUGCGUUCCCGGUCCACCCAUGGACAGUCAUAGACAAGUCGAGCUUGUAUCGCAAUAUUCACUCGUAAGUCGUAAUAAACGCGCGUUCCAAAAUAAUAUGAGAGCAUGGCCGAAACUCGUCAUCACCCUGGAUGAUAGCGUCGUUCAAAAUUGAAAUUCAACACAUAAAAUACUAAUAAAUAUCAGAAGCCGUCAUAAGUAUUACAAUCAUUUUCUUCGCGUGUCGAGUCUAAAGAAGUUUUCCUUCGAGUCUCUUCGAGUCGAGCCCUUCGGUAAUACAAAGGGCAAACCGUCUAUCAAAUAUCUCACGACUAUGACACCGACCUACCAGCCAUGAACAACUUCCCAAGGCUUCGCAGCAAAACUGGUUAAUACCGGAUAUCUCCUCCAUUCGCAGUGAAGGAAGCGAUGGUAUACCUACCGAAGGGCAGCCCUGGGGCUACUGCCUGCUUCCUUGUGGCCUCUCUAUGCCUAAAGCCGGUGGCUGCUGUUUCUAGUCCAACGAUGCCGUCUUCCGGCUGAACUUGGCAUAAUGUACUGAAUCGCAAUUCAAAAUACGAACAUUCACAUCCGCCGUGAACUAGCUAGACUUUCCGCCGCGCCCAAGGCGAAUACGUGCUAUGAGUAUGCCGGCUGACGUGCCUCCCUUCUAACACCACAAACUCACUGGAUACAGGAUGUA
Molecule: messenger RNA, 2506 nt
Organism: Amphibalanus amphitrite
Lineage: Eukaryota; Metazoa; Arthropoda; Thecostraca; Balanomorpha; Balanidae
Product: mucin-7-like
Exons: 4
Coding region: 138-686 (182 amino acids)
Source: RefSeq, a predicted model, not a curated record